GGACGUUGAUUCAUGUAAUCGCCCUCGAGAAGGGGAUAGGUCGCACCGAAUUUUCCGCUCCGUCGUUCUGACUAAUUCACGCUCCCAUUCUGUUGGCUUCCAUUCCUCCCUUACAGUUUCAACCCACGUCCCGUUGAUAACCGCUUCCUUCUCAACCGCGUAGAGAGCUCCCCACUAGUCUAAUGCGGUACCAUUUUGGUCUACCUAUCACCCCAUUGGCUGGCUCGCCAAUUGCGCGUCUGGUAACAAUGAAUAAAAAUCACUCACAUUGAUUCAUACCGCCUCCAAGAGGACCUGUAGGAACAUGUUGAUCAUGGCUGCAUUCCAUAUACCGUUCAAUUCCAGUUCGGAUAGUGGGAGAAGAUAGUCUCCCCAAGGCAGAGUAGACAGAGAUGCAAACCUUCGUGCCUCAGGAUAUCUCUGUCUGACGGAGGACAAAGUUAAUGCGUUCUUGUCACCGACACGCAGCAUCGUUGAUGAGGAUAACCUGAUAUAGUAGGUAUGGUAGUUCAAAGUGUGACUUUGACGCGUGACGUCACGCGUUCACUCCAUCGUUCACGUCCACCAUCGACAAAAGGACACAACUAAACCAGGACCCUCUAUGUGAUUUAUCAUGUCCACGCCUUUAACCAGCUCAUUGUUUGAAACAAAUCCAUAUGAGGGUCACCCAAAUCUUUCAGAUCUGGAGGCAGAGGUGCUCUGGCAGUAUGCCAAGUUGUCUCAAAACAUCAAAGAGUUGGUAGCAGAGACGCGUAGACUGAGCGAGACGCCUGAUGAAAGCUUGCUGAAACAGCUGAGAUCACUCGAGAUGAAGAUGGGCUUGGUGCUCACGCUAUUCAAAGCAUCUGUCUGGGCCGUGAUCAACGAACAACCUGCUGCGGACCUUACCGGUCCAUACGCAGAAACCACUGCUGAUGAAACGAUUAUGCGCUGAUCAGUGAGUGAUCCAGGGAGUUCAGCAGCCCCGCGAUACAUAUUUCCUCAAAUUCGCUCAUUGCACUUCUCCAGUAUCCUCACCCCCACCUUAGGACUGGUCAUUACACUCUCAGAUGAGUGCAUCCUCAGUAGUAGACAAUGCGCGCGAUGGGGUUCUUUCUCGCAGUCGUACGCAUUACAAUUGCUCGAUUCAACGCAAUACAAAUUAUCAACCAUCCAAUCACGCCUCGAUGGCCAACAAAGGCUUUUACAGGCACUAUUGCAAAGUAAUUCUUGGUCAGCACCGAAAUGUGGAUGGUAGGGGUAGCGAGGCUCAACACACCUGAUAGUAGUAAGGUGGCGAGACAGCAGUGCAAGUGAAUGGGCUGGCACAAACUGUUGGGCCUGUGUAUCCAGUUCCUGCAGGAAUGUGAAGACGCCCUCAGCCUCAUAUGAAACUUUCAGAAAGAUGUGAAUGUACACGAACCUCCGCACUGAGCCCAGUGCUCCGCAACACCGUUACUAGGAGGGGGAGUUGACGUGGGAGGAGCAGAGGUAGGUGGAGGAGUCGAGGGAGG
Molecule: messenger RNA, 1493 nt
Organism: Somion occarium
Lineage: Eukaryota; Fungi; Basidiomycota; Agaricomycetes; Polyporales; Cerrenaceae
Source: the annotation of a GenBank genome assembly